GCAAAUAAACACCAGAGAAGAAGAAGAAGGAACUGAUGAGGCUGACUGCGCAUGCGUAGAGCGAAGCAGCAUAAUCGAGCCGCUCUUCCUCCCCGCCAACUAUCGCACCGCAGGGUCGGGCGGACGUCGACUCACAACAACCCCGACUUCAUUUGCUUAUCUAAAUUGAACAUUUUCACACAUAAAAUGGAGAGUCCGUAUCGCGCCGAAAACGAUUUACCUCUUCUGCUGCCGUCUCUCCGCCUCUUCAUCCCUCCUCUUCGCCUGGUGUCUGCCGCCAUGUGGCAGGUGGUCCAGAGGGGAAACGUGCAGGAUUAUGGGAUGGUGGAGGAGUUCAUCAGCACCGUUUCAGAAAUGGUACCUGAACUUUUGAACGCAGAUCAGAAAGCUCAACUCCUCCUGGGACUCAGAGCGCGGGUGGUUCUUGAAUUGUGUCGGGCCGAGCAGAUCGGACACACGGAAACCAUCGAGAUGCACCUGGAGCGGAUCAAGACCCUCGUAUCCACCUGGGCAGCACAGCCGUGUUUUGCAGAGGUCGAGUUUCCAGAAUCAAACUUCGUGGAUCAAAUUGAGUUGCUGUUGAAAGACGCUGAAGAGAAGGAGAAGUUCUUCCAGGAUGUUUUUCCUACAGAUUUUGGGCCUGACUAUGACAGCGCUCUACAGGUGCUCAUGCUGGAUUUCCUGUCCAGACUGGAGAAGCUUCUUCCAGUACCAGACAUUCAGCAGACUGCAUCCAUGCUCAGUGCCGUCCCAUCUGCCAUGGAGGAGUGUGUGCACUCUGUUCCCGACCCACAGCAUCUGAGAACUGUUCUCCUCUACCACACAACACUGGGACAUUUUGAUUUAUCUGAUGAAACUCAGACCAUUCCCUCCUCCUUUGGGAAUUGCAUCCUCUCUUCGCUGUCGCUCCCUCAGCUGGAGAAGGUUGUGAUCGAUGCAGAUCAACUCCAGUUGCAGCCUUCAGCAGAGCAGAUGGAAGGCUGUAUGACCGUCCAGGUGGAGGGCGAGACCGUGACGCUGCUGGACUACAUACAGAUCGAACAGCCGUCAGGUUUGGUUGAGCCUGAUGAUGCUGAAGAAGAAGAAGAAAAUGAAAUAAACAUGGAGGAAACAAGCGAGGGCGUCAGUGACGCCCUGAAGCCGGCAGCUUUUCAACCACUGAAACAAAGCAAAAGGCUGCAGGUGAAGAGAAAAGCGAUCAAAGACAAUGACUCACUGACGGCUAAGAGGCAAAGAAAGAAAUACCCCAACAAUAAGACGUGUCCCGUGUGCAAUAAGAUUUUCCUGCGGGCCGCAGCCAUGAGACGACAUCAGGAAACUCAUUCUGCCAAUCGGGAAUUCAAGUACAAGUGCGCCAACUGUGACAAACGAUUCAGGGACCAUUACGACAUGAACCGACACAACAUGCGCGUUCACGAGAAGGACGACAUCGGCGACGACCCUAAAGAGGAAGACGCAGGAGAUCCCGGCCCCUCUGAGGUGCCAGAAAACAAGAAUUGCGGUCUGUGUGGGAAGUAUUUUGGCCGUCGUGUGGACAUGGAGCGGCACAUGAGGUCGCACUCCGAGGACCGCCCGUAUAACUGUUGUUUCUGUGAGAAGAAAUUUAAGAAUCCGUACGUUUUAAAGAGACACCAGCAGGAGAUCUGUAAGAGCAGAGAGCUCAAAAGGCCGAAGAAGAGGGAGACGCAGCGCUCAAAUCCACAGCCGCAGCCAGAGGUGUCGACGGAGGGAAAGGUCUGCCCCAUCUGCAGCAGGAUCUUACCGUGCACUGCGGACAUCGCGAAGCAUUUGCGAUCUCACACGGAAGAGCGUCCGUUUAUUUGCAUCACUUGUGAGAAGGGCUUCAAGUACAAGGACACGUUGAAGAAGCAUCAGAUCAUUCACGGUCACGAGGGCAUCAGAGAGGAGCAGAGCAAGACGGUGGAACAGAUUUUGGCCGAAGCCGAUUCGGGUAACCUUGAUAAAAAAGAUCUGGAUGCUUCCGAGGAGUCUCCGUCUGCGCCUGUGCAAAAAGUCAAGAAAAAAGCCCAUAAAGUGUGUCCUGUUUGUUCUCGCGCGUUCGACAGCGUCAAAACGCUAAACAGGCACAUACAGUGUCACACAGAGGACCGCCCUUAUCACUGCGUCCACUGCAAGAAGCGGUUUAAACACAUGCACGGGCUCAAAAGACACCAGAUUUACGCCAUUUGUCACAAGAAAAUCACCCGAUUCCCGUGGAGAAAAGAGCAGCGAGCGGGGCCCAGCCAGAGCGAAGUCGCCAGCGCCGACACGCAACCUCUGAAAAUCCCCGUGUGGUGUUCAAACUGCGGCAAACACUUUGAAUACCCGUCCGCUCUGAAGGAGCACCAAGAGAACGUUUGCAAAGUGGGCGAAGUGAGCGAGAUCAUGAAAUGCGACGACUGCGGGAAGGAGUUCAAGAGCAUGACGAUGCUCAAGGUGCACCAGAGGAUCCACGACCCGCUCUACUGCAAAGAGUGCGGGAAGAUACUCGCCAACGACCCGGCGUUCGAGAGGCACAAGCUCAUGCACAGGCCGAUGCAGUGCACGAUGUGCGAUAAGACUUUCACUCUGCUGAGGCGCUUGAGGGAACACUACGAGAAGCAGCACGAGUUCACCGGACCGUACGCGUGCGUGCAAUGCGACAAAACCUUCAUCCAGCUGUCCUACCUCGCCAUCCACCAGAGAAUCCACAAAGGAGAGUUCCCGUACAUCUGUAGCAUGUGCCCCGAGAAGUUCAGGUCCUCCAACUGUCUCACGGUUCAUCAGAGGAAACACACCGGGGAGAAACCCUUCCUGUGCUGGCAGUGUGGGAAGUGUUACCGCUCGGCGUCGGAGCUCACGGUGCACAUGGGAACCCACUCCGAGGAGAGACCCUGGGCCUGCACGCAGUGCGACAUAGCGUACCGCACGAAGCUGCAGCUGACGAACCACGUCGAACAAAUCCACAUCGGCGUCCGGUAUCCCUGCAACAGCUGCGGGAAGCAGUUCAUGAAGGAGACGUCGCUGAAGAGGCACGAGCUCAUCCACACGGGCGAGCGGCCUCACCAGUGCACGGUGUGCGGCAAGACCUUCCUGACCGCCAACGAGCUCCGGCUCCACAACCGCUAUCACACCGGGGAGCGCCCGUACAAGUGCGAGGUGUGCGGGAAGGCCUUCAUCCAGUCGGGAUACCUGAAGUCGCACAUGCGCAUCCACACGGGAGAGAAGCCAUUUAAAUGCGACAUCUGCGAUAAAGGCUUCCGCUUGUCGUAUCACAUGAAGAAACACCGGCGGACGCAUGCCGGGAAGCCAAAGAGCUACAUAUGCGAGGAGUGCGGGUUGGCGUUCCCCCAUAAAAAGUCUCUCUGGGAACACUCGCUGUGUCACGACGUGAAAGUAGAACCAUCAUUCACUGGUGAAGUGAGAAUAGAGUUUCAAUAGGAAUAGCUGUAUUUUCAUAGUUUUGUUUUCAUUUCUAUAAAUGAGAAGUUGUGAGCUGGUUUCAUCUCUUGUGUUGUUUCAUUUUGACCAGUUUGUUCUUCUUUUCCCUCGUUUUGUUGCUUUACAGUGUUUACAUGUUCUAUAAAACAUAUUGAUGAACUAUUGAAGACAUGUAUAUAAUGAAAGCCAGUGAAUUAUUUCUGCUGACAUGGCUUUUUGAAAUAAAUUUAUCUUGAAUGUAA
Sebastes umbrosus (honeycomb rockfish) is the source of this 3662-nucleotide messenger RNA. RefSeq names its product zinc finger protein 99-like. Bases 52 to 3420 code for a protein of 1122 amino acids. The transcript is spliced from 7 exons. The record is from RefSeq and is a predicted model, not a curated record. Lineage: Eukaryota; Metazoa; Chordata; Actinopteri; Perciformes; Sebastidae.